AAAUUCGCCAAAAAUCGUAAAAAUCGUAGUUUAAGAGUUGCCUACCAUGAUAUUUUAACGCGAAAAAAAAAAAAAUGGGUUUCACAACACUUCUCAUUCAACGAUGUGGACGUUGUCUUCUUCAUCGUCAAGUAAGGUUCCUCCUUCCUUCUGAUCAUUUCUUUAUUUACAGUGACACUCUUCGUCUCUUCAUGUGUAUGGUUAACUUAAACCUUGCCGGCGUUAUGCAAUGCUGUUUUGUUAUUUAUAGGGUUUGAACUGUUGUCGGCGUAAAUGAAAUCCUGUGGUACAACCAUUUCGUGUUAAUAUAAUGUUGUCUUAGUUUAUUUGACCGGGAUCAAAGAAAGCGUUAAAAUAGACUCUUCCAUGUUUUUUUUGCAAUAAUUUGGCAGGGAUCGGAACUGUAACCGAAUAUUCAUCAAGAAUUUAACUUGAUGUCAGACAACGCAGAGGUAUUUUGCAGAACGAUGAACGGCUGCCGAACGCCAAGUGACUCCGAAAUUUACUGAUUAUGGCAAGGAAACUGAGUGAAUAAACAAGGUUCAUUUUAUGCAGGUCGAACUGAACUUUACCUUAAUUCACUCAGUUUCCUAACCCUAAUCACUAAACUUAAGAAACAUUCAGGCUUUUGGUAGCCAUUCAGUGUCCUGAAAAAUAAGCUGCUGGUCAGACGUAUAGUGAAGAUAUUGCUAGUUUGGUGGUCCCAUGCAACAGCUAUUUAGUGGUUGACUUGAACAAAAGCGUUUCCAUCCUCCGCGAACUGGACUCAAGUGGUUCCAAACCCAAAGUAUCUUUGCAAAUUCGCAAAAAUGUUUUCACAGCUUUGGAUGGUGACAGGGUGAAAGAGGAUGAACUUGCCCCUCCCUAAAAUGUCUAAAGUUAUAAAUUUGCCAUUUGGUUGAGACAUUUUCUUCCUAAUAAGUUUUUUAUAUAUACGGUCCCUUAACUCAUACAGUCUAAACUAUAGUCUUGAAUGAUGAUUUCUUACCAAAACUCUAUGAGUUUAACUAAAUGCCUGGUAUCAAGAACCCUUCCUGGAUACCCAGCUACUUAAUUUUAAAAGAAGUCUUUAACAGAAAAUGCCUUUAAAAGUGUGUAUCCUUAAUUUCAUCAGGCACAUGUUGUGACAAGACGUCUGUUAUCAUCAGGAGCUUCUGUAAGUUUCUCUGAGAUUUUUAGAAAUAACCAGUAGGUUGGUAAUAAUGCUAGAUGUAGGAUGCUUUCAACGCUGCUGAUCCUAGAGUGCAAGAUGGUGUUACUCUCCAUUAGUCUUCCCCUACACAGCUGUAGCUUUGUGGUGACAGAGUCUGAAAACUAAUGUACUCACUGCUUCAUGGUAAAAAAAUGUCCUGCGAUAAGGGAUGAGGGGAAUGCAUCACUUGUGGAGCUGAAGAUUUACAAGUUUGGUGAAAAUCUGUGGUACAUGUACAUGUAGAUGGUCCUGACUCCAUUAUGGCAAUAAAUUAAUUAUUUCACAGUUUGAUAUGUGACUUCAUGAUACCACAACAUACGGACUUCUUGCCCAUGUUUGUCUUCUCUUUUUAUAACUUUGUUAAGAAAGCAUUGAAACAACAUAUACAGGAUAAAGAUUGUGUUGUUUUUUUCAUCCUUCCAUCCUUCAUUUAACAUUAAUUUUUACAGAAAAAUGUACUAGUCCUGUGUGACUUGUGGCUCUAAGUUUUUACUACAAUGUACAUGUUGUGUAGGAAUAAUUAUUUUGUACUACAGAUGUAGUUCAGGUGAUGGUCUAGUAGGCUACUUCUGAAGUUGAGCACUUAAAUUAAUUAAAAUUACUGUAAAUAAAUUUUUGAGAAUUUUUUCUUCUUUAACUUUUUUCUGUUAAACAGAAGGAUGUCUCAGCUAUCAGAAAUAUUGGUGUAUCUGCUCAUAUAGACUCAGGAAAAACCACUCUUACGGAGCGUUUGUUGUUUUAUACUGGUCGUAUAAGUCACAUGCAUGAGGUAAGUUACCUCUAUAGUUUUGCCUUUUUUGUAUUUCUAACAGUGCAUUUUGUAAGUGGGAAGUACAUAUACAUGUAAGGUCACAUUCAUUGACAUGGAAGCCCUGUUUGGGGAGAGGGGGAGGGGGGAGGGUUUACAUGUAUGUUGAGGAGUAGGCCAUGUCCCUGUCAGUAUUCAACCCAUCUUUAUGUCGUUUGUCGCCAUUUCAUCUUUUUUUGUGUCACUGUUUCAAGGCCACGUUGCAUGUCAGAAUUUUACCCAGGCCUCCCUCACAAAUACUUAAGAAUUUGUUCAUGCUUAGCGUGCGUAUAUCGAGUUAUGGAUGCACGCGGGAAGUUUGGAGAGCACGAAAGAUGCGUAAGAGUUGCAUGAGGCGAUAGCCGAGUGCAACUCUAGCUUCUUGAGUGCUCUCCAAACUUUCCAAGUGCAUCCAUAACUCGAUAUACGUACAGCUAAAAGCGUGAGCAAAUUCUUUUAUAACAUAGCUCACAAUAAUACUUGCUUUUUGAUUAACUGCAAAAUUCUCGUAACGCGCGACACAAUAACAAACGGUUCUAUUGGCUGAUUACGAACACGCCACAAUCGUCUAGUUUGAAUGAAAAUAUUCUUUCUGUGAAAGUGAGAAAGAAAAUUUGCUCCUUUAUUCGUUAACGAUCAAUGGAAACUAAGCAGAAACAAAGGUAAAAGAGUCUUAAAGUUCACCUAACGUUAAAACUAACAUGUUCAUAAGAAGUCGUGGAGUAUGGUUUGGAUUUGCUGAAAAGAUGUUUACGUUUUGCUCGGCGAAAUCCAGAAAACAUGUUAGCGAAGACGACUGUCAUCCUUCUUUAAACUUAUAUUCAUUUACGAACAUUGGCUGGUCAUUACGGCUUCUUGAGAAGACCUGGCAGCAGUUGUUUUUGUGAGUAAUAAAUUUAUGUCUUCUUGUGUAAUUUGUGUUGUUAUUGCGAUAUAAAUUUUCCUGCUUCACUCGGAUUGUCCAGAGAUAACAAAGUGCACAACAAAUUUAAAAACAACAAUGAAAACGGAAAUUUUGCCUUUAAGUGUUGUUGAUGACCAGUUGGAGUCUGUUCUGUUCCCAGUGAAUGUCUUUCGGCCAAAAUUUGCUGCAGCUGGUCUUCGACAAAUUUGUGAACAGCGCGCAACUUGCGAGUUUUUUUUUAAUUCGGCUUUAUUUUUGCUGCUUGUUGGAUCAGGACCUAAAAGGUCAAUGCCGAUAGAAAAAUUGGGCAGUUCUUCGCUGGUUUCUUCCAUAUUUUAAAGAGAAGGAAAAGUGCACUAGCGCUUGAAAGACGACAACUUUGCAGCCAGGUAAAAAAAAAUGCUCACGUCAUCUUAUUUACGCACGCCCGUGCAUAAAUAAAGAUUUUGUUCAUAGUGGCUCAAUAGGACUUAUAUAGGGCAAGUACCCGCGCUAUGUUAUAAAUGUUGUUAUAAUACACUGUAUUUUAUGUUGUAGUUAAUUUUUUAUUUCAGUUAAUUUUUAUUUUGCCACGAUUGUUUUUGGGUAUGGUAAUGUAUGCUAAUGAAUUUAAACCGAAGGAAAAACGGAAAUUAACUAAAAUAAAAAAUCAACUGCAGCAUAUUCAAGUAGGUCCUAAACAAUGGUGAAAUCCAUUGAAAUAGUGAAUCUUUGACCUUCAAAAUUUCCAUGAAAUUUUUUAUUAAUAUUAUUGCUACUAAAGCAACAACUACAGAAGUCACUUUUGUUAUUCAAAAUGUUUAUCGAAGUAAAGAGAGCAAGAAAUUGUGGUGAUGGACUUUUGUAUUAGAAGGUUGGAAAUUUGAUUCUUUCCUAAGUGUUCAAGAAGUCAGAAUGCCCUCUCUGGGAAUCCAAAAAAUUCUUUGCCUGCAUGUAUUCUUUUACCUGAAGUAUUUUUGCUGUAUUGUUACUAACCUGCGUGACCCUUGACCUUGCUUUCCGAUGUGACUAGGUACGAGGCAAGGACAAUGUGGGUGCCACAAUGGAUUUUAUGGAACUUGAACGGCAGAGAGGGAUCACUAUUCAGGUGGGAAAUUAAUUAAAAGUAAUGUAAUACUAUGUAUACGACGUUAACAUGUUUUCACUCUGAUAUGGAGAUGAUUAGAAAAAAUUGGCAUUUAUGUGUGUAUGCAACAGUCAAUUAAAGUACACUGCAUCUUUCCCACUGUAAAUUACAUGUAAUUUUCAACUUUAGUCAGCAGCUACAUAUGUAACCUGGAAAGACAUGAACGUCAACAUCAUUGACACUCCU
Messenger RNA from Porites evermanni, 4195 nucleotides. The record is from the annotation of a GenBank genome assembly. Lineage: Eukaryota; Metazoa; Cnidaria; Anthozoa; Scleractinia; Poritidae.